UUCAUCAGGCAAGCAACAGUGAAUUUUCAACGCGAUUUUGCAGAGCUUCCGCGUUGAAACAUCCAACGCUUUUAACCUUAAAUUCGUUGUCUUCACUUCCUUCCUUCUUUCGUCUGAUUACAUUAUCUUCUGCAGCAUAAAUUCUAUGAAUUUGGAUUCAUCGUAAUUUCAAAAUUCAAUUUUGAGUAGAGGGUUCUUGCUAUAGAACUUGAUUUUGAUCUUUGGAUUUUUCCUUGUUUGUCUUCCCGGGGUGAAAUUGAUACACAAGAUCAUUGAGAGAGAGAGAGAGAGAGGAUGUUUGGUUCAAAGAAAACUCCGUUGAGAGAGGCUAAACCUAGCUCUGUUAGUCCUGUCCAUAGCCCCUUUGAUUCUGAUAAAGAGUCAAAAGAUAAAAAGUAUAAUUCCUCUAAGAAGACUUUAACCAACACCAAACCCUUUGAUGAUGAUGUUGAAGUCAGUGGCCACUCUUCAUCAUCUUCCUAUGGCCUUUCUUCUGCACAUAGAAAUAGGUAUAAGAACGAUUUCCGCGACUCUGGGGGGUUGGAGAGUCAAUCUGUCCAGGAAUUGGAGGACUAUGCUGUUUACAAGGCUGAAGAGACCACAAAAUCAGUGAACAGUUGUUUGAAGAUCGCUGAGGAAAUGAGAGAGGAUGCUACCAAGACUCUGGUGAUGCUGCACCAACAGGGGGAGCAGAUUACAAGGAGCCACCAUGUUGCUGCCGAUAUUGAUCAUGAUCUGAGCCGGGGAGAAAAACUUUUGGGAAGUCUUGGUGGCAUGUUUUCCAAAACAUGGAAACCCAAAAAGACGGGCGCGAUAACUGGCCCAGUUGUUUUUGGAAAUGAUCCUGUGAGAAGAAAGGGCAAUCACUUGGAGCAAAGAGAGAAGUUAGGAUUGACUUCUGCCACUAAAGGCCAAUCGAAGUCACGGGCAGCACCUUCCGAGUCAACAAAUGCACUUGAAAAAGUUGAGGUUGAAAAGAGAAAGCAAGACGAUGCACUGUCAGAUAUAAGUGACCUCUUGGGAGAAUUGAAAGACAUGGCCAUUGACAUGGGAUCUGAACUUGAGAAGCAAAAUGAUGCUUUGGAUGGUUUUGAAAAUGAUAUGGAUAAGUUGGUCAUCCGUGUGAAUGGUGCUAAUCAACGUGGCCGUCGUUUGCUUGGAAAAUAGGAGUGUAUGCCAUGAGACUGAUACUGAUUUUUACUUUGCAUUUUUCAAUUAAAGGAGCUUCCAUGUUCCAGGAUACUGGUUUCAAAUAUGGUAAUGUACAAUCCGCUUGUGAAAUAUUUGUCUCUGAAAUAUAUAUACUAUUGAUUGAUUUGUGAGAUUA
Vigna umbellata (rice bean) is the source of this 1327-nucleotide messenger RNA. RefSeq names its product SNAP25 homologous protein SNAP33-like. Gene Ontology annotation, cellular component: plasma membrane; SNARE complex. The record is from RefSeq and is a predicted model, not a curated record. Gene Ontology annotation, molecular function: SNAP receptor activity. Lineage: Eukaryota; Viridiplantae; Streptophyta; Magnoliopsida; Fabales; Fabaceae.